GCCUCCCGCACGCGACUGAGCAGCUCAAUCGGCACGAUCAAGCUUCUAAAGAGCCGCGCAGGCUUGACUGCGCCCAGUCGGGAACAUGGCGACCACUUCCAACAUGUUCCUUUACUCGCUGACGAUCCAGCCGCCAACCAAUGUCGUCCAAGCGGUCCUGGGUCAGUUCGCGGGCACCAAGGAGCAGCUGAUCAUCACGGGUGCUGGGUCACGGCUGGCUCUCCUGCGGCCGGACCCCUCGCAGGGAAAGGUCAUUACCGUUUUGUCUCACGACAUCUUCGGUAUCAUCAGGUCCCUGGCGGCCUUCCGCCUGGCGGGCAGCAACAAGGACUACUUGAUCUUGGCAACUGACUCUGGUCGCAUCACAAUCAUUGAGUAUCUCCCGAAAGAGAACCGGUUCAGCAAGCUGCAUCUGGAGACUUUUGGAAAGUCUGGCGUGCGGAGAGUCAUCCCUGGCGAAUACCUCGCUUGCGAUCCCAAGGGACGCGCGUGUCUGAUCGCCUCUAUCGAGAAGAACAAGCUCGUCUAUGUGCUCAAUCGAAAUUCGCAGGCGGAGCUCACCAUCUCCUCGCCUCUGGAGGCCCACAAGCCUGGUGUCUUGGUCAUUUCCAUGGUGGCACUGGACGUGGGGUACGCCAACCCCGUGUUUGCAGCCUUGGAGAUCGACUACACGGAGGUAGACCAAGACUCUACUGGGGAGGCUUUGCGGGACCUAGAAACCCAGCUGGUCUACUAUGAGCUUGAUCUCGGCCUGAAUCACGUCGUGAGGAAGUGGUCAGAGCCUGUAGACUCAACUGCCUCGCUGCUGUUUCAGGUGCCUGGCGGCAACGAUGGCCCUAGCGGCGUCCUGGUCUGCGGCGAGGAGAACAUCACCUACCGUCACUCCAAUCAAGAAGCCUUCCGAGUGCCGAUUCCCCGUCGUCGAGGCGCAACGGAGGACCCGUCAAGGAAGCGCACUAUCAUCUCCGGUGUCAUGCACAAGCUGAAGGGAAGCGCAGGCGCCUUCUUCUUUCUGCUACAGACAGAAGACGGCGACAUGUUCAAGGUCACUAUUGAUAUGGUGGAGGAUGACGAAGGCAACACCACGGGCGAAGUCAGAAGGCUCAAGAUCAAGUACUUCGAUACGGUCCCACCUGCGGCCAGCCUUUGCAUCCUCAAGAGCGGCUUCCUCUAUGUUGCCAGUCAAUUCGGAAACUUCUCCUUCUACCAGUUUGAGAAGCUCGGAGACGAUGAUGAGGAGUUGGAGUUCACCAGCGACGACUUUCCCGUCGACGCACAGGCUUCGUAUGAUCCUGUCUACUUCUAUCCGCGACCACUGGAGAACUUGGUGCUCGUAGAGAGCAUCCCAUCCAUGAACCCUCUUCUUGAUUGCAAGAUUGCCAACCUGACGGGCGAAGACGCACCUCAGAUCUACACCAUCUGCGGCAACGGUGCUCGCAGCACGUUCCGGACGCUAAAGCACGGACUCGAGAUUAAUGAGAUUGUGUCCUCCGAGCUUCCCGGCAUUCCUUCUGCCGUUUGGACGCUGAAGCUGAACCGAAAUGAACAGUAUGAUGCGUACAUUGUCCUCUCCUUCACCAACGGAACUCUUGUCCUCAGCAUCGGAGAGACGGUGGAAGAAGUCAGCGACUCCGGCUUCCUUACCAGUGUCCCCACGCUGGCUGCCCAGUUGCUCGGCGAAGAUGGUUUGAUUCAAGUCCAUCCCAAGGGUAUUAGACAUAUCCGCAAUGGACAGGUCAAUCAGUGGGAUGCUCCUCAGCAUCGAUCUAUUGUGGCCGCAUCCACCAACGCUCACCAAGUCGCGAUUGCUCUGAGCUCCGGUGAAAUCGUCUACUUCGAGAUGGACGAUGACGGUUCUCUGGCCGAAUAUGACGAGAAGAAGGAGAUGUUUGGAACGGUCACUUGCUUGAGCCUGGGCGAAGUCCCCGAAGGCAGACUGCGAAGCUCGUUCCUUGCUGUUGGUUGUGACGACUGCACAGUCCGCAUUCUGAGUCUCGAUCCAGAGUCUACACUCGAAAAUAAGUCGGUCCAAGCAUUAACCGCGGCACCCACCUCCCUUGCCAUCAUUUCCAUGGAAGACUCCUCAUCAGGCGGCUCCACGCUCUACCUACACAUCGGCCUCUACUCGGGCGUCUACUUACGGACGGUCUUGGACGAGGUCACCGGCGAAUUAACCGACACACGGCAGAAGUUCUUGGGGCCGAAGCAAGUGAGACUAUUUCAAGUCACAGUCCAGGGACGGACGUGUGUGCUUGGUCUCAGUUCUCGACCGUGGCUUGGAUAUGCUGAUCCCAUCACCAAGACCUUUGUUGUCACUCCUCUCAACUACGUCGAUCUGGAAUGGGGCUGGAAUUUCACCAGCGAGCAAUGCGAAGAAGGCAUUGUGGGUAUUCAGGGGCAAACUCUACGAAUUUUCUCCGUCGACCGGCUGGGAGAUACUCUGAUUCAGAGCUCCAUUCCCUUGACUUACACGCCGAAGAAGAUGGUGAAGCAUCCGGAUCAACCUCUUUUCUAUGUGAUUGAGGCGGAUAAUCACACGCUCUCUCCGGACCUCUGCGCCAAGUUGCUCGCAGAUCCAGCGCGUGUCAAUGGGGACAGCAAGGUUCUCCCCCCCGAAGAGUUUGGUCAUCCCAGAGGCAACCGACGCUGGGCCUCGUGCAUCAGUGUUGUCGACCCGCUGGCCGAAGAUGGCCAGGUCCUGCAAAGGAUAGAUCUAGAGGAAAACGAGGCUGCGGUCAGUGUGGCAAUCGUUACGUUUGCCAGUCAGGAGAACGAAACCUUCCUGGUCGUUGGAACCGGUAAAGAUAUGGUCGUGAACCCUCGCAGUUUCUCUGACGCAUUCGUCCAUAUCUACCGGUUCGAGCGCGACGGCAGGGGCCUAGUAUUCAUUCACAAGACCAAAGUGGAGGAGCCUCCGAUGGCCAUGAUACCUUUCCAGGGGCGUGUGUUGGUUGGUAUCGGCAAGAUGCUUCGCAUUUACGACCUCGGCAUGCGACAGCUGCUGCGAAAGUCUCAAGCCGAAGUGGCACCGCAGCAGAUCGUCUCGCUGAAUGCACAGGGCAACCGAAUUGUCGUUGGCGACGUGCAGCAGGGCAUAACCUACGUUGUCUUCAAGCAGCAGACGAAUAAGCUCAUUCCCUUUGUGGAUGAUACCGUUGCCAGGUGGACAACUUGUUCAACCAUGGUGGACUAUGAGACCACGGCUGGAGGAGACAAGUUCGGCAACAUCUUCAUCGUACGCGCGCCGCAAAAGGCCAGUGAGGAGGCCGACGAGGAGCCAGCGGGGCUUCAUCUGCUCAACGCAAGAAGCUACCUUCACGGAACCUCUCAUCGCCUGGACCUGAUGUGCCACCUCUACACGCAGGAUAUCCCAACGAGCAUUACCAAGACCAGCCUGGUGGUCGGAGGCCAGGACGUUCUGCUGUGGAGCGGACUCAUGGGCACGAUUGGCGUUCUGAUUCCGUUCGUGACCCGAGAAGACGCAGACUUUUUCCAGAGUCUAGAGCAGCACCUCCGGGCCGAGGACCCCCCACUCGCGGGCCGAGACCACUUGAUGUACCGCAGCUACUAUGCGCCCAUGAAGGGCAUCAUUGACGGUGAUCUCUGCGAGCGAUACGCUCUGCUUCCGAAUGAUAAGAAGCAAAUGAUUGCCGGGGAGCUGGACCGCUCAGUCCGGGAAAUUGAGCGGAAAAUAUCGGACAUCCGCACUCGGUCUGCCUUUUAA
This is a messenger RNA of Trichoderma citrinoviride, 3724 nucleotides long. RefSeq lists its product as hypothetical. Gene Ontology annotation, molecular function: protein binding; U2 snRNA binding. The transcript has 4 exons. Gene Ontology annotation, cellular component: nucleus; U2 snRNP. NCBI's taxonomy places the organism in Eukaryota, Fungi, Ascomycota, Sordariomycetes, Hypocreales, Hypocreaceae. Bases 86 to 3724 code for a protein of 1212 amino acids. The record is from RefSeq and is a predicted model, not a curated record. Gene Ontology annotation, biological process: mRNA splicing, via spliceosome.